UGCCAACUGCAUGAGGAAGGACCUGUCUUCUGGCCCCAGACUGGAGGAGGAGGAUCUGCCAUUGCCGGGGGAAGGUGGCCAUGUCUGAGGCACCAUCCUGUCCCAGCCAGGGCACCGCAACCCCAGGCUGCAAGUUGGGGGCCCUGUACCGGGCCUGUGUCCACAACGACCCCACCCAGCUCCAGGCCAAGCUGGAUGUGGGGGUCUCCCCAGAGGAGGCCACUCAAGUGGACAGCAAUGGGAGGGCCUCAUGGUCGCCUGCUACCACGGCUUCUCGAGUGUCGUUGCCCUGCUCAGUCGCUGUCCUUUCCUCGAUGUGAACCAUCAGGACAAAGAAGGGAACACGGCCCUCAUGCUGGCUGCCCAAGCAGGCCACGCUUCUCUGGUGAGUCUCCUGCUCAACUACUACGCGGGCCUGGACCUAGAGCGCCGGGACCAGCGGGGGCUCACAGCACUGAUGAAGGCUGCCAUGCGGAACCGGUCGGAGUGUGUGGCUGCCCUCCUCAUGGCAGGUGCUGACCUGACCUCUGUGGAUCCUGUUCGGGGCAAGACUGCCCUGGAGUGGGCCUUGUUGACGGACAGCUUCGACACGGUGCAGAGGAUCCGGCAGCUGCUGCAGAGGCCCCGAGUAGAGCAACUGAGCCAGCAUUACCAGCUCGAGUGGCCGGCCUUGCCAGGGCUCGUGGCCCAGGCGCAAGCCCAGGCCCAGGUUGCUCCCUCCUUCCUAGAAAGAUUGCAGUCCACCCUGAGCUUCUCCUUUGCCCAGUCUCCUCAGGAGGGGGGUGUUCUGGACCACCUUGUGACCAUCACUACGGGCCUGGCCAGUCCCUUUCUCGCCACUGCCUGCCACACGCUGUGUCCUGACUACCCACCUGCACUCGGCACCCGAAGCAAGUCUGUGCCAGAACUGCUAGUUUAUGUCCAAGUCUUCAGGGCGAAAUAA
Messenger RNA from Urocitellus parryii (Arctic ground squirrel), 943 nucleotides. RefSeq names its product ankyrin repeat domain 33 (gene Ankrd33). Lineage: Eukaryota; Metazoa; Chordata; Mammalia; Rodentia; Sciuridae. Gene Ontology annotation, molecular function: protein binding. The record is from RefSeq and is a predicted model, not a curated record.